This is a messenger RNA of Venustampulla echinocandica, 393 nucleotides long. Its product is annotated as Outer membrane protein TOM13. The coding region runs from base 1 to 393 and encodes 130 amino acids. Gene Ontology annotation, cellular component: mitochondrial outer membrane. The transcript has 2 exons. NCBI's taxonomy places the organism in Eukaryota, Fungi, Ascomycota, Leotiomycetes, Helotiales, Pleuroascaceae. The record is from RefSeq and is a predicted model, not a curated record. Gene Ontology annotation, biological process: mitochondrial outer membrane translocase complex assembly; protein insertion into mitochondrial outer membrane.
AUGUCUUCCAAUGACCCAGCCAAUACUCUCACCGAAUCCUCAAUGACGAUUCCUUCCGACUCCGAGCAAUACUCCGGCAACGAUGACCUCUCCCCAUCUCCCCCAUUCUCUUCCGCGUCACCUCCGAUGAUCCUAUAUACCCCUCCAACCUUAUGGGGGCUCUUGCGAGGCGCGGCCAUCAAUCUGUUUCUGCCCUUCGUUAAUGGGCUCAUGUUGGGAUUUGGGGAGUUGUUUGCCCAUGAGGCUGCUUUCCGGUUAGGCUGGGGAGGAACAAAGGUUUUCCCAAACGGGCGAAGCGCGCAUGCUAUAGGACCUGGUAUAGAAGUCCGGGAUAAUCCAUUUGAGCGAAGGAGAAGAGGCGGACAACUAGAUGAUUUGACAAGCUUGGAAUGA